AUGGUGCAUGGCCUGCUUAACGUUACGACAUCCAAGAAAUACUUACCCUACCAGAUGUUGGAGAAUCGGCAAAUGCUAUACCAGCUCCUGACGGAACCGGAAGGAUUCCUCAAGCAUAUUCGACGAUAUUCCAAUGCCCUCACAACCACGAUGGUUUUCGGAUGGCGUACGCCUACAUACGAAGACGAGAAAAUGAUGCAAUUGUUCAACGGCUUCUCGGAAUUUGCAGAUCUCAACCAGACCGGAACAGCAGCGAUCAUUGACUUCUUCCCAUGGCUGCGGAACUUACCCGACUUUCUUCUCCCAGCACAACAGAAAGCAAAAGAUCUCCAUAAAAAGGAGAAAGCGUUGUAUCUGAGCCAUUGGUUACGAGCAAAGGACGAGGCUCACCAGAACACAAUCAAGCCAUGCUUCUGCGCAGGAAUGUACAAGGCGCAGAAAGAAGACGGGUUUAGCGACGAUCAAGCAUCUUAUAUCUCUGGAACCCUCCUGGAAGCCGGCUCGGACACUACAUCCAGCACACUGUAUGCGUUUGUUCAAGCCAUGCUAGUGUUUCCAGAUGUUCAACGCAAAGCCCAAGAAGAGAUCGAAAGGGUGGUAGGUUCGAGCCGCCUACCCGUCAUGGACGACCUGUCGGACCUGCAGUACGUAAGGGGCUGCAUGAAAGAAACAGUCCGAUGGAUGCCGACAACCAAUCUCGGGGCCGUUCCACACGCAGUCACUCAAGAUGACGAGUACAAAGGGUAUUUUAUACCAAAGGGCGCUGGCGUGAUGAACAACGUGUGGGCCAUUCACAUGGACCCGGCCCGUCAUCCCAACCCCCGAGAAUUCAACCCCGAUCGGUACCACGAUGACUACCAGAGUUUCGGAGACGCAGCGGCAAACCCCGAUCCGUCGAAGCGGGAUGUUUUCACUUUCGGUGCAGGGCGUCGUAUAUGCCCCGGCAUGCAUGUAGCCGAGCGCAGUCUGUUCCUUGGGAUGUCGCGCAUUCUGUGGGCGUUCAAUAUUACGCCAGAAACCGAUGCCGCGGGAAUUCCGAUUUUGCCUGAUCCUGACCGCUUGACGCAAGGGUUUGUGUGUAUGCCUGAGGAAUUUCCGGCGAGGAUUAUGCCAAGGUCAAAGGAGAGAGCGGAUUUGGUCAUGAGCGAGUGGAAAGAGGCGGAGAAAGCGUGUCUCGAUCCUACGACCAGACAGUGGAUGCAGUCGCCCGUGGAAGUGUGA
Messenger RNA from Penicillium griseofulvum, 1221 nucleotides. RefSeq names its product cytochrome P450. Gene Ontology annotation, molecular function: heme binding; monooxygenase activity; iron ion binding. Bases 1 to 1221 code for a protein of 406 amino acids. The transcript has a single exon. NCBI's taxonomy places the organism in Eukaryota, Fungi, Ascomycota, Eurotiomycetes, Eurotiales, Aspergillaceae. The record is from RefSeq and is a predicted model, not a curated record.